Messenger RNA from Striga asiatica, 1288 nucleotides. The record is from the annotation of a GenBank genome assembly. Lineage: Eukaryota; Viridiplantae; Streptophyta; Magnoliopsida; Lamiales; Orobanchaceae.
UUAAUAUUUUUCUCCAAUAUAAUGUGAUUGACUCACCUAAUAAUGAGUUUGAAUUUUGCAAUAUUAGGGUGGCGCGUGGUGUACAUCACCUUCUGAGUGCUUGGAAAGAUCAAAAGGAUGGCUUGGGGACGUUUAUUCCAGACCUAGAAGAGCUUAUUUUGAUGGGAUGCUAGAAAACAACAAAACAUACAAUCCAGAUUUUUAUAACUGGAAUAGAGUCUACAUUGUAUAUUGCGAUGGCUCGUCAUUCUUGGGAGAUGUUGAGGAAGUUGACCCUCAAACCAACGUUACAUAUAGAGGCUCAAGAGUCUUUGACGCUGUUAUCGAGGAUCUAUUCGCUAAAGGAUUGAAUAAUGCCGAAAAUGGACUAGAAAAAUUCUUGCCUGCAUCAUGCACAUCAAAACGGAAUCCUGGUCAGUGCCUUUUCCCUGAAUACUUGGUCGAGGACAUUCAAACCCCACUGUUCAUACUCGAAUCUUCAUUCGAUUAUCACCAGUCGGUAGCGGAGGCCAUUGGUGAUUGGUAUUUCGACAGGAGGUCUUUCCGUGAUAUAGACACCGUUGAUCACGUGCCACGAAAUUGUAACAGUACUCUUGACCAUAACGCGUUUAACAAGACAUUUAACUGCUCGAAACCGUUGUUCCUUUUCCCUGUUCACGAGGCAUCGUGGCGCGACAACCCUCGUUGCGUGAAGACCUUGGUGCCCUCGCGGCAUGGCCUGCUUCCCGGCGCAGCGAUCGACUGUCCCUUAGUGUCUGUUGGGUCGUGGCACUCCUCGCGGAGUGAAGACCUGGGCGCCCUCGCAGCACGGCAUGCAUUACGGCUUGGGCCUGUUGGCUUGCUGCUCAUGCCUGCUGCAGGUGGGCUCAUUGCGGAUAGCCUGUUGGGCCGUUGUCCUCAUGCGGUUGUGCUUGGUUGCCCACCAACGACAGAUCGGGACAUCGACGACAUUUGUGUGGAGCCGACAAGCGAAGACAACAGACCGGACCAUUGGUUCGCAGCCCAAAGCACCGCCACAAGUACCAAUGCAUCUCCCAUCGCCAUCCGUCACGAGUGGUGGUUGGCCGUGUCGUGCCUCUCAUCUCCGCCGCCGCCGCCGUGCGACCUGAACGCUUGCGACUCCGAGACUCAAUCGCCGCCCACCCUGUACGGAUUUAUCCCCGUCAGCAUUCCAAUUGCCCUUCUCCCAUCCUGUCGCCGCCGCCUAGCUGCUGACUCGGCAGCAGUGCCACCAGCGUCAGAAUUUUCAGGAAGUGCAGCCCGCUCGACAUUUAGUGUUGAACCUUGA